AUGGCUUUAUUUUGUUUAAAUCAAGUCUUUGCACAAAGCGAUGACUCUGAAGAAGAUGCUUGUGCAUCUUUGCCUAUUGAAGAAUACAAUCUGGGUCUUCGAGUCGGUUCUAUCUUCAUCAUUCUGGCUACUAGUGCAGUUGGUACUUAUGUUCCUAUCUUAUUACAUCGUAUUAGUCCUUAUAAAAAAGGCGAUAUUCGCGAUUGGCUUCUGACUGUUGGAAAAUUUUUUGGUACUGGUGUUAUUUUGGCUACUGCUUUUGUUCAUAUGCUUCCUGAUGCUCUCGAGAAUUUUGAAAGUCCUUGCUUAACAGAUGGAUGGUUGUCUUAUGGUGCAUUUGCCGGUGUCUUUUGUAUGAUUGCUUCUUUUGCUCUUCAAUUACUUGAAAUUUCAUCUGUUGCCCACGUAAACAGGCUUCAUAGACUCAAACAAGAACGAGCAGAUACUGAAUUGGGCAGAUCUGUCGAACCAACUGAUAAGGCAUCUCAUCUCUCCAAACAAACUGUCACUGAUAACGAACAACACCAUCAUCAUCAUCAUAUCGGUGACGAUCAUGGUCAUGCUCAUGGUGCUCUUCUUGAAAGUGAUGAAGCAUACAAACACAUUGGUACUUAUAUUCUCGAACUUGGUAUUGUUAUGCACUCCAUUUUGAUUGGUAUUUCAUUGGCUACGACUGACAAUGACGAGUUCAUUACUUUACUCAUUGCUCUUGUCUUUCACCAGUUCUUUGAAGGUAUGGCAUUAGGUACUCGUUUAAAUGAAGUUGGUUAUACACACUGGUACAAGCCCACUUUGAUGGGUUUACUUUAUGUCAUUAUGACUCCUAUUGGUAUUGCUAUUGGUAUUGGUAUCCGUACUAGCUAUAAUCCCAAUUCUUAUUCUGCUGUGUUGUCUUCUGCUAUUCUUGAUUCUCUUUCUGCUGGUAUUCUUCUUUAUAAUGCCUAUGUUUCACUCAUGAGUAUGGAAAUGAGUCAUAACAAUGCUUUCCACAAUGCCUCUACUACACGCAAAAUCUGCAGUUUCCUUUCUAUGUAUAUUGGUGCCGGUCUCAUGUCAUUGAUAGGAAAAUGGGCUUAA
Molecule: messenger RNA, 1077 nt
Organism: Gilbertella persicaria
Lineage: Eukaryota; Fungi; Mucoromycota; Mucoromycetes; Mucorales; Choanephoraceae
Product: Zinc/iron permease
Exons: 4
Coding region: 1-1077 (358 amino acids)
Biological process (GO): zinc ion transmembrane transport
Cellular component (GO): plasma membrane
Molecular function (GO): zinc ion transmembrane transporter activity
Source: RefSeq, a predicted model, not a curated record